AUGACGCAGGUCCUGACGGGACAUGGUUGUUUCGGACGGUACCUGUGUCGCAUCGGGAGGGAGCUCAUGCUGGAAUGCUGGAGUUGCGAGGCGGAGGUCGACUCCGCGAGGCACACGCUCCGAUACUGCCCGGCAUGGACGGCAGAGAGGAGCGUGCUGCAGGACGUGCUGGGGAAAAAUCUCGAAUGGAGGACGAUUAUUGCGGCUCUAAGAAGAGAGGACGAGAGAAGAGCCUUCUUAGAAUUCUGUGAGGGCGUCAUGGCUAAGAAGGAGGAAAUCGAGAGAGACAGAGAAAGGACGGCUGGACUACCAGCUCAGGGUGUGAACAGAUAG
Messenger RNA from Trachymyrmex cornetzi, 333 nucleotides. RefSeq lists its product as uncharacterized. NCBI's taxonomy places the organism in Eukaryota, Metazoa, Arthropoda, Insecta, Hymenoptera, Formicidae. Bases 1 to 333 code for a protein of 110 amino acids. The transcript has a single exon. The record is from RefSeq and is a predicted model, not a curated record.